AUGGAGGGCCGCUUCUCCUUUCAGCUGCCCAUUGGCCCAGAGGGCUCGGCAGCCAUGCCCUCGCGCUUGGCGAUGGAGAUCCAGGGGAAGCUAAUGGAAGGCGAAGUGGUGAACCGCUCGAAGGCUCAGAAGGUCUACCGGGAGAUCCUGCACGAAGCGCGUGACCCUGCACUGCUGGAGCAGAGCCAAGGAAAUAUCUUUACCGCUCGGGUCUUUCCCAUCGAUCCCCAUGCAGUUGUCAGAUUGAUCCUUUCCUAUACGAUCACCAUCCCCAUGCGCAACUGGCAUCGAACUCUGACGAUUCCGCUCGCUGGCUUGCCCGAAAUCCACAACUUCUCCUUCGCAGCCAGCGUGCGCGGCUUCAAUGGAGGCUUCAGUGCCAACUGCACCGUGGAUGGUGCCCCGCUCCUGAGCACCGUCACGGAGAACGAAGCGAUGCACUUCGCCACGGAGCGCGAGCACUACGUCGCGCAGAGCGACGUGCAGAUCGAUCUGUGGGAGCCGUUGGCGGUGUCCAAGAGCUUCUCAGUGGAUGGAGGGCAGAUGGUCUCGAGCUUCGUGAUUGAUGAGUCCAAUACCUCCAGCCGGGCCUUUUCACCGGAUUCGUGGAUAGUCUACGUGGACACCUCGGCAUCCACAGCGGAUUCGGUGUUGGUGCGGCUGCCCUUGAUCCAAGCCUUCUUGGAGGUGAAGGAGAUCCGGCCGCGGAGCCCAAAGGAUGGAUCCAUCGGCUUCAGUGUCCGGAGCUCUUUGGAGGAGAGUGAGACCCUCGGCAUUCUGAUCCUCAGUGAUUGCAUUGCUACGGCAAAUGAGAGAGCGGCCGCGCGUCUCGGGCAGCUUCUGACUCCGGUGCAGCGGCGCAUCGUUCAGCUGGGCGUCUUGGGCACCAAGUUCGACAGCGCUUUGGGCGCCGCCGUGGCCUCCGCCGGCCACGGCCGUGUAUCGUUCAUCUCCCCCCUGACCUCCAAAGACCUUCCUUCGGUGGUCUCUGCCGCCUGGAAUGAAAUCCAGAAGCCCUUGGGCCUCCAUGGCCGUGUCACGGCUGAUUCUUCAGGGUCGUGGCAGUGGCCCCAAAGCGCCUUCGAUCUACAUGACGGGGAUGAGCUGGUGGUCUUCAGUGGAGGUGGUACAGGCAUCACCCUCCAUGCUCCCACGCUUGCGCUGGGUGCCCGCGUGGAGAAUGCGGGCGCGGUGUCAGCGGCUGCGGCCGCGUUCAGCUCAUUGCUAACACGUGAGGCCUCACGCGCACGUUUGGAGCUCUUAGAGGCGGAGAGGCAGCUAGCGAGCAGCAAAGCAAAGGCAAAGGAGAUCGAAGAUCAGUUGGUGCGUCUCUCAGAAGAAAGCCGCGUGAUGACACCACACACGGCCUUGUUGGUCUUGGAGACGGAUGCGGACUAUGUGCGCUUCGGCAUCCCCCAGGAUCGUCUCUCGCCCAUCCUCCGUGUGACGUCCAAUGGUGUGGAAUUGCAGAGCCGCGAGGCCAUCCAAACGGCGCUUCCGCCGUUGCCGGUUCCUUUGAGGACUCCACAGGAGCUUGAAGGAGAGGACCUGGAGCUCUUCUGGAAUUUCUCAAACAGCUCCGAGUGCGCGGCGGAUCAAAGCGAAUGCCAAAUGGAGAAAGAGGAGACCGGGCGGGUCCUGUUCACCUGGCUGCUCUUGCUGGUGACGUCCUUCGCUGCUUGGUCAGACCCGGAAAAGGAUGCGGACGAGGUGCUGGCAGAGCAUCAGGAACCUCCCAAGGAGCGCUUGAGGGACACUGCAGCCGCUUGGUUUCUUGUUGAACGAUUGCUCGGGCAAGGAAACUACUGCGCCUCGUGGAUCACCUGGGAUCCCAGCAACGACUUGGCCUUUGAAUAUCUGAGUAAGGCAGCCAUGCUACUGGGCGAAGUGGCCCCCCGCAGCUCCGAGCAGCUGCUGCGCGGCGCCUGGUUGAGCCUCUCGCUGGGCGACACCUCCGCGCUCGCGUGGGCUCGGCGCUUCGGGCUGCGCUCGCUCGAGGAACGCGAGGACAAUGCCAACACGUAUCGUGCUUUGGCAAUGGCCUACUGGCAGGACGUUCAGCUUGAGCAAGACUUCAAGUCAGCGGCUCAGACCUAUGAGAGGGCCUUGGGCAUCGGGUUCCACAGCCGCUAUGGCGAUGUGAAGCGCGUGCUGCGGGAGGAGGCGGCACUGAUGCUGCGGAGCCUUCGUGCCAUGGGCGACGAUGUGGACCUUCACCGCAACCUGGACCUGUUUGACCACCUUCACUUGCUGUGGUCCUUGGGGAGAGAUGUGCAGAACCCUGUGAAGAUUGUGGAGAAUAUCCGCUUGGAUGCGCCAUGCAGUGCCUCCGCUGCGCUGGCGCUCGCCUCCACCUACGCCCUGCGCUACGGCAGCUCGGCCGCCCGUGCCGCAGUGCUGCGCGAGGCGCGCCAAGCCGCCAAAGCCAGGGCGGCGCCCAAAGGGCAUGGAUGUUGCGCGGAGAGUUUGGAGCUGCAGCUCCCGGAGCUGCCCAGUGCUGGGCUGAAGGUGAAGUGGCCGGCGAAGUUGUCGGUGAAGCGUGGGGAGGUCAUCGAGAUCUUGGUGGUCAACGACACCGGAUCCAAAGCGGGAUCGCUCAACGGAUCCAAUGUGCUCGUGUGGCUGGUCUCCGACAGCGUAGCCCACGGCAGUUGCAAGUCACACCAGCAGCGCCGCAGCCACUACCACGACUCCAAGCCACCUCCCUUGUGGCUCGUGAUUGUAGGGAACUCAGUGAUGAGAGGAACCCUGCAAGCCUUGGUGGACCAACUGGUGCCUGAAGCCUGGCAAAGCUUCGUGGGUGUUCAGAACGUGCCGGGCUUGGGGACCAACGUCAAAUGUUGGGGAUGGUUAGACUUCCAAGUUGGCAACUUGCGUCUCUCAUUUCAAGACUAUCGCAUUUGGCUUUACCCGGAGGAAAUCAAGCUUGUGGCCUUUGAACGCUUGAAGCGCCUGAUUUGGGAAGGGCCUGAUCUCUUGGUUAUCCAGCACGAUGGGCCUGACGUGACCCACGGCCAACCACCCUUCGUGUAUCAGCCUUUACUCGCUUCUGCGCUACCGGCAUAUUUCAAGAAGAAGAAGACAAGGAAAAUCAUUUUUGCGCUCCCGAAACUCUCCCCCUUCAUUCUCCCGCUGUGCAACCCUCAAUGCUCUGACCGACAACGGCCGCAGAUCUGGAAUCAAAGCAUUGAAGAGCUCUUGGCGAAGCUUCCACAAGAUUUGAGGAGCUCGGCGAUGGGCCGGGUCCUGGCGGUGGACGAGGCCUUCGUUUGCACGCCGCUCUUUCUGGAUGGCGAGACCGAUAUUGCGCAGCGUCUUGCCUCCAUGCACUGGCACCGCUACGAUCGCAGCGCGGGCCCUGGGCGCAAGGUCUUCGGCGCGGCAGCGGACGCCACGGGGCACUGGUACCUCACCGAGCUAUUGACCAUGGCAGGGCCACGUAGCGCAGGAAGUGUCACAGGUGUCGGGAAUCUGAGCGCCAAAGCUUGGAUCACUCUGUGGAUUGCCCUCUCGUGGCUCACGGAUGCAAAUGAUGUGGACCUUCACGUCAUUGAUCCCAAUGGAGAGGACGGGAAUGCUAUUACGGCCACAGAGAGACCGCCCUGGGCCUCCGUUUGUACAGCGAUCAAACGCAAGGGCUUGGCCCCGAAGUGGUCUCGUUGUCGGCUCAACGUCCUGGGACAUAUCGGGCGCCUCGGCUUUGUGGUGCAGCAAGCCAUUACAAUAGACGAAUUUGUCGGGGUGAAAUACUUCAGUUCGGGCGCCAUGGGUGCCUCGCGCGGGACUGUGCUGAUCCGCCAGAUGAAGGAGCCCAUCGUUGAAGUCUUCACCCUGCCUGCCGGCUACUCGGAGGCGGGCGAGGUUCGACGACGGAUCCACCGUGGAGUGCAUCCGUCGAAAGACAGCAUCAGCGGCAGGUGGACGAGCCGUUCGGGUGGCCGAUGUGCCUUGAACAUCGACGACAGCGAGGGCUUCCUGUGGCUCCUGAGACCCUUGGAGAGGGCUUCAGACCGUUGGAUGGACCGAGCAGAGGUAUCUGACCGAGCACAGGUGCUAGAGGCUGCAAAAGGAGUCUCAUAG
Molecule: messenger RNA, 4080 nt
Organism: Durusdinium trenchii
Lineage: Eukaryota; Dinophyceae; Suessiales; Symbiodiniaceae
Source: the annotation of a GenBank genome assembly